This is a messenger RNA of Talaromyces stipitatus ATCC 10500, 1324 nucleotides long. RefSeq names its product hemoglobin and proliferation regulated protein. The record is from RefSeq and is a predicted model, not a curated record. The coding region runs from base 95 to 634 and encodes 179 amino acids. The transcript is spliced from 3 exons. Gene Ontology annotation, cellular component: nucleus; cytoplasm. Lineage: Eukaryota; Fungi; Ascomycota; Eurotiomycetes; Eurotiales; Trichocomaceae. Gene Ontology annotation, molecular function: AMP kinase activity; ATP hydrolysis activity; ATP binding.
ACCUAGCACUCUCAAUCAAAGUUUUCUCUAUGCAAACAAUUCCAACUUUCACGUCAAAUCACACAUAUCUCCUUAUAAUAUAUAUCUACUCAUCAUGCGGACUGCUCCAAAUAUCAUAAUCACUGGUACUCCUGGUGUGGGCAAGACAAUCCACAGUGAACAAGUUGCCCAGGACACUGGUUUGCAGCAUUUGUCGAUAAAUGACAUUGCCAAGCAGCGCGAUUGCUACGAUGGUUAUGAUGAGGAGCGGCAAAGUUGGAUAAUUGACGAAGAUAAGCUACUAGAUGCUAUUGAAGACGAUGUGACCAAGGGUGGAUAUAUAAUCGAUUGGCAUGCGUGUGAUCUAUUUCCCAAAUCCUGGAUAGAUUUGGUGGUUGUUUUGCGUUGUCCUUCUACGGCUGUUUAUUACGAUCGAUUAUCCUCGAGAGGAUAUCCCGAAUCAAAGGUGGACGAAAACAUGGACGCUGAAAUUUUCGGAUUACUACUCGAAGAAGCGAAAGAGGCCUAUGACGAGGAAAUUGUCAUUGAAUUAACGAGCGAGAACAGCGAUGAGAUUGAGAGCAAUUGUGCUAGGAUAUCUGCUUGGGUAGAAGCAUGGAAGAAAUCUCAUUCGGAAGAAGCUACGGACGCCUGAAGAACAUGCAGGGCCUUUGUCGUAGGAUAUGAGAGGCGAUACUCCAUCUUUUCACGCCUCAUUUUCAAUCAGCCAUGCCUUCAACUUCAUGAGGGCUUUAUAACGGUGGGAGAUCUUGUUCUGAGCGAUGAUAUCAACAAGGCUACUCUUGUCUUCGAAUUAUCGCCUGCCUCACUCACCUUUUCUUCCUUGUCCAUCUCCGCAUAGGUCUUGCCUUCGUACUCGAAUAUGGGAUCCCAGCCUAUGUAUGAACAGAAAUCAGCCGGCCCUAUCACCAAGACAAUCGUGUAUGCAGAGCAGAUGAAAGGUUAAGUAUCAUCAUGAAUGAGUGUCAGACAUACCAAAGUUUGGCGGUCCUCGAGCCGGUACAAUUUUGCCCUACACCAGAAUCCUCAAUGUCAGGAACCCAAAUCAGUCUGAAAUGAAGCCGUAUACGCAGGAGAGACAUACCAAGGUCCUUCCUUGGAAGAUAAGGGGUUCUUCACCAGGUCCAUUCGAGAAUGCAAAUGUACAUACCGCCUCGGCGGAACGGUCGUCAAAAGAGUCGAGCAUUUUGUUAAGACCUUCAUGCCCUAAAGCUUCGAGAAAUGAUUUACUGUGUGCAUCGAGUUGGCCAUUUGUUAGUGGAUUUUCUUCUCAAUCUGUCGUAAGAUGGGGGAGUAAGCUGUGGUGGUGACAUACAUGUAUGGG